Molecule: messenger RNA, 2941 nt
Organism: Cervus elaphus (red deer)
Lineage: Eukaryota; Metazoa; Chordata; Mammalia; Artiodactyla; Cervidae
Product: zinc finger protein 83-like
Biological process (GO): proton motive force-driven ATP synthesis
Molecular function (GO): proton transmembrane transporter activity
Source: RefSeq, a predicted model, not a curated record
CGUGCGUGCGCAGUCUAACCCGGAAACGUUCUCCGAGGUCUGGUCGCACUGCAGAGCGUAAACUUAUGAUUUUUAGGGUAAAUCAGUGGUAGGGGGUCUCACUUGUUCCACUGUCAGGGUCUCGGAGCUACUAUGGGCCUAAAAUCCCAGCACCCCGCCCUCCCCUGCAAGCAGAGUCACACGGCGCCGAUACUCGUCGGACCUCUGACAACUUGUGUUGCCUGAGGAAGAAGCCCUGAAGUUGAAGAAGAGGAAAGGAGAGGAGUCAGGCGUGGCUCUUUCUCAGGGAUCGUUGACAUUCACUGAUGUGGACAUAGAGUUCUCUCAGGAGGAGUGGGAAUGCCUGGACCCUGCUCAGAGGACUUUGUACAGGGACGUGAUGCUGGAGACCUACAGGAACCUGCUCUCUGUGGAUAUCUCUUACAAACCUGUGAUCAAGAAAUUACAACUGAAGACAAACUCUGAUAGAGGAGAGGUAUUCAAGUCAUGGAUACUGGCAAGACCUGAAAGGAAUGAAAUGGACCUUUCUUACCUUAGGGUCAUUCAGGAAAAUAUAUAUGACUUUCAGUCUAAGCAGAAAGAUGAGGAAGAAAAUUACAAAGGAAUGCUUAUAACCCAUAAUGAAAAUCUCACUGAUAAUAAAGAUCAACAUGAUGAAAGUGUUGCCAGAAUCAAGCCUAUUGAAAAUUGGCUUGCCUUAAGCUUUCAGGAUGAACUGCAUAUUUUUAAAAGUGAAGACAAAACUGAUAAAUUCAUUCAAGCUGACAAGAUUCUCAACAGUUGUGUCCCAUUUUCACUGCUUCAAAGAAUUUCUUCUAGCGUAGAAAUGAAUGUUUCUGAUAUAUAUUGGAGUAAUUACAUGCACCCUUUAAUAGUGACACAAAACCAGGAAGCACAGAGGGAAAGACUUUACAAAUGUGGUGAGGAUGGCAAAAUCUUUCUUCAGAGAUCAAACCUCAGUAGACAUCAGGUCAUCCAUACAGAGGAGAAAUUACAUAUAUGUGAUGUAUGUGAAAAAGUCUUUAGUCGAAAUUCACACCUUGCAAAUCAUCAGAGAAUUCAUACUGGAGAAAAACCUCACAGAUGUAAUGAGUGUGGCAAGCUCUUUGGUCAAAAAACACACCUUACAAAUCACUUGAAAAUUCACACUAGAGAGAAACUUUACAAAUGCAAUGAGGUCUUUAGUCAAAAAGCAACCCUUCCACGGCAUCAGAGAAUUCAUUCUGGAGAGAAACCCUACAGAUGUAAUGAGUAUGGCAAGGUCUUUAGGGAAAAGGCAACCCUUGUGUUUCAUCAGAGAAAUCAUACUGACGAGAAACCUUAUAAAUGUAAUGAGUGUGGGAAGUCCUUCCAUUACAGCACAAAAUUUCGUAGACAUCAGUUAAUCCACACGGAAGGGAAAUUAUAUAAAUGUGAUAUAUGUGACAAAGUGUUCCAUCAUAAUUCCAGCAUUCCAAGACAUAAGAGAAUUCAUACUGGAGAGAAACCUUACAAAUGUGAUGAAUGUGGCAAGGCCUUUAGUCAAAAAUCAAACCUUGGAAUUCAUCAGAGAAUUCAUACUGGAGAGAAACCUUACAAAUGUAAUGAUUGUGACAAGGUCUUUAGUCAGAAAGUACACCUUAGACGUCAUCAGAAAAUUCAUACUGGAGAGCAGUCUUAGAAAUGUAGUAAGUGUGGCAAAAUUUUUCAUCACAGGACCAUGGCCCAGUUUGUCCGUAACCUCGCGGAGAAGGCCCCGGCGCUGGUCAACACUGCUGUGACUUACUCAAAGCCUCGAUUGGCCACAUUUUGGUACUAUGCCAAGGUUGAGCUGGUUCCUCCAACCCCUGCUGAGAUCCCUACAGCAAUUCAGAGUUUCGGUGACGCUCCGCCCAGUCUCCGACUCCGGAAGUCCCGCCUCCUCCUCUCAGCCACUCUUUCUGCUAUCACCCAGGUGGAGUUCGCUUGUCUUCUGGGAGGUGGAUUGGCGGGCCGCCCCCGCAGCCUCACCCUCUCGGCCUCUGGAGGCCGCGCCGGUUGCCCCGUUCCCAGAGAGGCCGCGUCCUCUCCCCGGUCCUGGGACCCCUUCCCUCCCAACCCCUCUGUCCUCGCGUCUCCUCAGUGUGCAGGAGUUGACUGUCGUGAGUCCCACCUGAGACAGUGGGCAGCAGACGACUAUGUGUUCCACAUGCAUAUUCAUGCUAGAGAGAGACCUUACAAAUAUAAUGAGUGUGGCAAGGACUUUAGUCAAAAAGAAAGUCUUGCAGUUGAUCAUCAAAGAAGUCAUUCUGGGGAGAAACCUUACAAAUGUGAUGAGUGUGGCAAGGUUUUCAGUAGAAAGAAUUACCUUCCAAUUCAUAAUAGAAUUCAUACUGGAGAGAAACCUUACCAAUAUAAUGAUUGUGGCAAGCUUUUUCGGUAUAAGUACAGCCUUGCAAGCCAUCUGAUUAUUCAUACUGGAGAGAAACCUUACAAAUGUAAUGAGUGUGGCAAGCUUUAUCGGCAUAAGAACAGCCUUACAAGCCAUCUGAGGACUCAUACUGGAGAGAAACCUUACAAAUGUAAUGAGUGUGGGAAGGUCUUCAGCAGCAAGAAAUACCUUAUACUUCAUAAUAGAAAUCAUGCUGGAGAGAAACCUUACAAAUGUAAUGAGUGUGGGAAGGUCUUUAGCAACAAGAGCUACCUUACACAUCAUGAUACAGUUCAUACUGGAGAGAAACCUUACAAAUGUAAAGAGUGUGGCAAGAUGUUUCGGCAAACAUCCGCCCUUUCAGUUCAUAAGCGUAUUCAUCACAGAGAGAAAUGUUCUUCCAAGGAGCAAGUGUGUUUUAAUUUUAUGAGUGCAGUCACAGUCCACAGUGGUUAUGUCACCAAAGAACUCUUCAAAUGUUAUGGAUUUGGUGAAUUUUGUGAGCAUUACUUAAAAGAGAGCCCACAGCAGGGAAUAGAUAACUGUAAAUGA